This is a messenger RNA of Hypomesus transpacificus, 3670 nucleotides long. It is a transcript of the gene il17ra1a, whose product is annotated as interleukin 17 receptor A1a. The transcript has 11 exons. Gene Ontology annotation, molecular function: interleukin-17 receptor activity. NCBI's taxonomy places the organism in Eukaryota, Metazoa, Chordata, Actinopteri, Osmeriformes, Osmeridae. The coding region runs from base 453 to 2882 and encodes 809 amino acids. The record is from RefSeq and is a predicted model, not a curated record.
UUGGGGAACGGAAACACUUGUUGGUGUGUCUCGCGAAUUACCAAACGUCAAUUGUUAGCGCAGGGCUCAAAUAUUUGCUUUGCCGAUUGCAAAAUGUGAAGGAAAAAUGAUUGGCAGCGCUUUGCUCGCUGACCGUGGGCUGUGUUGAGGUUCAGUAGGGUGAAUGUGCUCUUUAACGCCCACAUGCAAUGACGCAGAGAGUAGAAAAAUACCUGGUUAGUUUCCGUAAACCGCAUGAUACAUUUGCAUACACUCCAGGAAGUUUAAUGUUCACGAGACACUUGCAUUGUACACCUGGCUGGUUUACAUUAUUUCCUGAACAUUGUAGGAUAUUUGAGUAAUUCGUAGAGAACGCUUACACUCGGACCACGAGUUCCGCGAUACGGUUAUGGUUUUUAGACUUGAAAGAAAACGGCAUCUGGAAUUAAAUCGAUUAAUCUAAAUGAGUAAAUAUGACUUUGGCCAUUGUGCCAUUGUUGUUUGGGCUUUUAUCUAUCACGUCAGCUCUGAGCAUUUUGGAAUGGCCCGCUCUUAGUUGUACACAAGAGGGUUUGGGUUGUGAAGUCCAAAUAUCUAAUUGCUUUGAUGGAGACUGGCUGAAGCCCAACGACUACACUCCAGGUGGCCCUGUGGAACUGGAGGUAGAUGUUGACACUAGAAGAGAUGAGAGAGGAGACUUGAGGCCUGUGCUUGUGGUGCGAUGGAAGGCCAAAGAUGACGGAAGUAUUUCGCACUUGAAGGGAACUGUGGUCCAUAUACUGAUGCUCUCUAACAACAGACCCAUUUGUGUCAGCUACCUCUUCUCUAAUAGUAUAGGCAUGCGAAACCGCGCUUUGGAAAUGUGGUCGUUCUCUCUGGACCGUGUGGUGGUCGAGCCUGGUCUGUCCUACGUGGUCACUGUCUCCAACCUCCCCAAGCCAAACCUGAUGCACACUAGUUACAACAUCAGCAAGAGGGUCGAGGUUCCAGAUUGCGAUGACCCUGGAAUGCAGGGAACAAAAACCUGUCUGGAAACAGGAAUUUUAUGGCGCCCUAACAUGACCCUGCAGCGGUCCACUAGUCCUGCUGGUAAGAGGUUCCUCACUCUGGGGUUCAGUACUGAUAGACACGCCGAUGACUACAGAGUCUUAUUGAAGUGCUUGACUGACAGACUGCAUAGGGACAUUGCUAAGGACAAUCAGACCUCACUCAGCGUGAACUUUGAUCUUGAGUACUGGCCACAAACAUGUUGCAGUUUUGACGCUGAGAUCCAGCCUUUUUUCCCUCUGUGCAGCAAUGACUGUGUCCGACUAAGGAAAACCUUCAACAUUUGUCAAGUCCCCCCAACACCUCAACCUCCUUCAACCUCAUCCUGUAUUGGCACCACCAUAAUUGUCUGCACAGGAGUAGUCUUCGGUUUAACCGUGUGUUGUAUUAUAUAUCGACUACUACGUGGAAGAAAGACAGAGCCACUGGGUCCCCUCGCCGUGCACGGGAAGGAACAAAGCAGGAAGCUCUCCAGGGAACACCCCAGGGUGCUGAUCAUCUACUCCCAGGACCACCACCUCUACAAGGACAUCGUACUGAAGCUGUGUGCCUUCCUACAGGCCAAGUGUGGCAUUGAGGUGGUGCUGGACCUUCUGGACACCACCUGGCUGGGCACCAUGGGCCGUCUGCCCUGGCUGGACUGGCAGUGGCAGUCCACAGACAAGAUUAUUUUCCUUUGCUCUGCGGGCGUGCAGGCCAAGUGGCGUGCCAUUUGUGGUCAGCCCAAGGUCAACCUUAGAGAGGACGUCUUCUCGUCCAUAGACGACAUGCUCACUCCCGCCCUCAACCUCUUCCUGCCAGACAUGCAGAAGCCAGCAGCCAAAGGCAAGUACCUGGUGGCUUACUUUGAGGACGUCAGCACGGAGCGGGACUUGCCGUCGGUUUUUGACAUUGCUAUCAAGUACAAGCUGAUGAAACACUUUGAGGAACUCUGCUUCCAGAUUCUGGAAGUGGAAAAAUACCAACCUGGCCAAGUAAGCCACAUUGAGGGCAUCAGAGAAGAAGAUUAUUUCAACUGUCCGUCCGGUGAAGCCCUCAAACUGGCCGUCGAAGCCUUUCAGGUCCACCAGUUUGAGCAUCCCGAUUGGUUUGAGAAGCAAUGCGUGGCCACUGAGGAGGAAGCAUUGACCGAGCACAAGCCCCUUCUCAUCCAAGCCCCUCCCGUUUACGAGUGCGUGCCAGAAUACCAAGGCGGAGCCCCCAUUCAUAUUGUUGACGUGGAGAUCAAUCAAGAAGGUGACAGUAUUUAUACGGUCACUCCGGAAGUCAACCAAGAAUGCCAAGUGGCCUCAGUUGUGGUGCAUCCCAGGAUGGACUCUUCCUGUCAUCAGAUCUACCCCCUAGAGCAGACCGUACAACUUCAGCCUGGUGUGCUCCACUCAGACCUGCAAACCCAUGGAGGAGACCCGUUCUACGUGGCCACGCCUGCUGUGUGCAUGCCAGGCUGGCUUACCGAGGACAGGAGUCCUCUGGAGGAGUGGUCAGUGACAGGUCAGCACCCCACAGAGAAGAAGGAAGAGGAAGAGGACCUGUCUCCCAGCCUGCCAUCCCCUGAGGAUUUGCAGAGGCUCAUUGCUCUUCAGCGGUUCCUCAGCUCCAGCACAGCAACCCUUUCAGAGUCGGCCAAGGAAUGGUACCUUCCCCCACACCCGUCAAUCAAUGUCUCACAGCCAGUGGAGAUGGAGGAGGAGGGCUUUGCAGCCAGUGAGUUGGUGGAAGCUUCAGAUAAAAGACCCAUCAGUGGGUCAGACCAAGGCUAUAUCUCCAGGAUUUCUUUCCCAGAUGAACAACUCUGUGAGAAUCCAAUGGCAAACCUAGCUAGGCUGCAAGAAGAGCUCUUUCAGAGCAGUCUCUAAUACUUUAGAUAAUGUUGUGGUGUAAAAUGAUAAGGUUUGGUGGAAUGUAUUGAAUUAAUGAGCAUUAUGGAUAAUCUUUCAAAUUAUUCUAUUUAGUUUACUUGCCAUAUACAUUUUUUUUUUACUUCUUAAAGAAUACAGAAAAUCCUAUCAGUCUAAGUGUAGUCCACAAAUUUAUUUUUUAUGCCAGUCACGAUUGAGUUGUACAUCUACAGUACAUCGAUAUCAUCAUAUCAAUACAGAUAUACGAUACACACUUUUUACAUGUUGAAUUUGUUUUCUGUAAAUAAAUAAAGAUUUUCAAUUUUCCUGUAAACAAUUUAGGAAUAAAACGUCCAACCCCAUUUAAUGGGAACAACAAGAGAUAGAAAAUUUGAAACAUUGAAUACAUUUCGUAUUUUCGGCUCAAGAAAGCAAUGUCCUUUGGUAGUUUGUGUUGUCUCUGUGCUUGGUCACAGUUCUGUUUGAGGUUAACAACAAAAAUAUUAUUUUUAGCAAUAGAAUCUUAUAUCAUUGCCUCAUUUGUAAACCCAAAAUAAGCCAUCUAGCAAAUCAAACAGCAUCAUCAAUAUUCAAUUAGACAACUGAUGUUUUUAUACUCUGAAAUAAAAGAGAAACUUAUCAAAACUUGUAAAUACUUUGGCAUGAUAUGAUUAGCAAUAUACAAAUCAUCGUAUUAAUUGAUAGUGCAAUCAAUAAUAUUUAAUCAUAUUCACGUAACAGGUCGAUUUUUUCUGUUUGGCAACUCAUGUUCAAGAAGAUAAUAAACUUAAUUUGUGAUAAAAACC